GCCGGUUGUUUCCGGGUCACAGUUAGCAGAUGAGCGAUCAUGAGCAGAGUAACAACAGAAAAUGUGGACUCGUUUGUUCCCUUUCUUGUUUUUCCUCUCUGGUCGGUAGGAAAUGUCCGGAUUUGAGGAUCUGGAGGAUUUCUUCAGACGGAGACUCUUCGCUGCGGCUCGUAGAGACUUUGUAGACCAGACCAGACCGUCCGGAUACGAAGAGGAGCUUCAGAAACAGAAGAAACUGUUGGAUGUGAUUUUAACACCUGAGAUCAAACUGCAGAGAGCAGGUUAGUCUUCUGUUUUUAAUAAUAUUUGUUUCAGGGAGCUGAACUGUAAGCUAACACUCAGGUCUUUAUUCUGCCUGUAGGCCGCAGGCAGCUAACUCAUGCUAACACAAGGGGGCGUCCUUCUAACAUGAAAUCUGGGGUAUAAGGUAUUUUUAUGAAUAACUGUGUGAGGCUGAAGUGGUUUUAUGUGCAGUCCAUCAACAUUAUUAGAUCAGAUUUUUUAUGUUUUGGUUCUACAACUAACAAUCACUUCAAGUCAAUCCAAGUUUUGUCUCUAACUCGUGUAUCUGCAGAUAUUUCAGGAUGUCGUUCAUCCCUGCAAACCAACAGAAUGAGUGUAAACAGAACUGUCUUGGUAAUAUAGCAUGUUUAAAAAAAAAGUGGUCUCCUAUGGUCAACUUACCCCGCAGCUAAAGUUAGUGUCUAAAAACAGCCAGAAGAGGAGGAAAGGGUGUAAAAAGGGCUACGCGAUGCAGAACAUUCACAGCUGUAAAAGUCAAACAUUUCAACAACCUAAACUGAAACUCUGAUCCUCUCAUCAGACUCCUUUACUUUCUCAGUUACCCCUGAACUACUGUGAUGACUUUAUUAGUCCUCUGAGCUAAAAUGGUGGACUUUUAUGUUAGGUUUUUGACCUCAUGUUGUAGCUCAUAGAUCCCAAAACCAAUUUAAAAUGAUCUUUUUUGGUCUGAACACAAUUCUAAUCAAACUUAUGACAGACUAAAUUCACUUUCAAGAGUGAAAAAUGUUUUGUUGUAAAUAAAUGUCUAACCCCUUCACCCAUGUACUUCUAACCUUCACAGACUCCAUGAAUUGAUGUCCAUCUCCUAAAUAUUUAGUCACAUGAUCAAUUUCUUUGACCAUUUCUAAGAAACAGGGGUUGGUUUGACUUACCCCACUCUCCCCUACUCUGACAGUAGUAAUGUAGAUUCUGGCACUGUUAAACAUCCUGUAUUUAUUCCAGACAGUCACCGUCCUGCUUUUCUUUAACACUUAAGUUUAGAUGAUGUUGAGAUGACAGCGUCCCGUCCUCUUUGUUUCCACUUUCACAGCCAAUCAGCUAAAAGACUCUGUUAACAUAAACUCACAGAUUUUUAUGUCUUUUCUUUUGUAGUGCUUUCUUCUGAUAUCCAGCAGUUUAAUAUUAGUAAAGGGGAACCUCCAGAACCACAAGAGAUGAGCCCUAGUCCAGACAAAGAGGGCAUGAAGCCCCUGCACAUUAAAGAAGAAGAGGAAGAACUGUGGAGCAGUCAGGAAGGAGAGCAGCUUUAUGGACCAGCGGAGGAGGAUACCAGCAGGUUUCCACCCACUCCUGUUCAUGUGAACAAUGAAGAUGAUGAGAAGAAACCUCAGUCCUCAUUUCUUCAUGAAAGAAAACCUGAAGUGAUAGAAACAAGAGUUGAGAGAGAAGACUUAAAAAGAGCCGAACCAACCAGGGACUCAGACCCACAACCAGAGAUCGAGGUCACGAUUGAUGGCGCUUCUGAACCCGAGACCGAUGACAGUGAUGAUUGGAAGGAUCCUACAGAACAUCAGUCAGGUUCAAACAUCACAGAAGAUGGCCGCAAGAUGGAUAAGAAACCACACAGUUGCUCUUAUUGUGGUAAAAAAUUUAAAUCUAAAUGGAUCCUGGGUGAACACAUGAGAAUUCACACAGGAGAGAAACCGUACGGCUGUUUGAAGUGUGACAAAAGAUUUACCCAAAAAAGUCCUCUGAUCAUACACAUGAGAACUCACACUGGAGAGAAACCAUUCAGCUGCUCUCAGUGUGGGAAAGGAUUUAGUAAUAAAGCGGAUCUGACCAAACACAGUCGAAUUCACACGGGGGAGAAACCCUUCAGUUGCUCUCAGUGUGGUAAGAGCUUUAAUCUUAAAUGUAAUCUGACCAAACACAUGGCGAUUCACGCCGUGGAGAAACUCUUCAGCUGCGCAAAGUGCGGGAAGAGCUUUAGUAGUAAAUGUUAUCUGACCAAACACAUGGCAACUCAUGGAGGAGAGAAACCAUUCAGCUGCUCCAAGUGUGGUCAAAGUCUUAACGCUGAAGAAGAUCUGACCAGGUCCAUGAGAAUUCAUACAGGAGAGAAACCUUUCAGCUGCUCAGAGUGUAGGCAAAGAUCUCCACUACACACCGAACACAAGAAAGUUCCAGUGAAAGGUUCUCUCCAAAAACUGAAGUGUGUGAGCAGCCGGGGUUCAGAACCACAUCAAGAACAACCAGAGGACACAAGAGAGUCAGAAAACAGGACCUCAGAUCCAGAGAGACAUCUACAACCAGUGAUAAAAGUCAAGAUCGAAGACAGUGAGGAUGAAAUGAUGGAGUCCACAGAUCAACAAUCAGGUUUGAACUCCUGAACAUGAUUAAAUUUCUAUAUGUGAUAUGAGAUCUCAAACUGGUUACAAAGCAUGAGUAUCUAGUAUUUUGGUUUGGUCAUCAACUCACAGCUUCUCUUGACUUAUGCCUCUGUUUCUUAGUGUUUCCUGGAGACAUCCAGCAGCUGACUGUUGUCAAAGAAGAGAUUCCUGUUGAGCAGGAGUGGAGACCUGAUCUGGACCAGAAGGACAUGAAGCCCCCUCUAAUUAAGGAGGAACAGGAGAUACCCCUGAGCAGUCAGAAUGGAGAACUGCUUCAAGCAUGGGAGGAGCCUCGUAUCACCUCUUUUCCAUUCAUACCUGUCGCAGUGAAAAGUGACGAUAACGAGGACAAACCUCAGCACUCCCAGCUUAAUCAAAGACAAACUGAACAGAUGGAAAUUGGAGUUGAGGGAGAGGAGUGUGGAGGAUCAGAAUCAGUCAGAAACUCAGACCCAGAGGAACAUGUUCAUUUAGAGACUGACAAUAAAAGUAGGGGCUCCUCUGAGCUUGAAACCAAAGACUGUGUUUGGAUGGACAGCACUGACUUGGGUUUCAACUUCUUAAGAAACUCUCAAGUCCAGAGGCCAGAGACUGAUGAGAAAUCACACAGCUGCUCUGUGUGUGGUAAAAAAUAUAAACGUAAAGUUCAUCUAACCUCACACAUGGCAAUUCAUACAGGAGUAAAACCCUUCAUCUGCCCCCAGUGUGGGAAAAAAUACGCCCGGAAAGAUCGCCUGACAGAACACAUGAAAAAUCAUGGGGGGAUAAAACCCUUCAGCUGCUCUGUCUGUGGUAAAGAAUUUACCAUAAAAAGAAAUCUGACUUCACACGAAAGAGUUCACAUGGAAGAGAGACCCUUCAGCUGCUCUGACUGUGGCAAAGGCUUUACCUUAAAAAGUCACCUGACAAGUCAUCUGUUACUCCACACUGGAGAGAAACCCUUCAGCUGCAUGUACUGUGAUAAAGGAUUUACCUUCCGAAAAAACCUGAGACGACACACAUUAGUUCACACAGCAGAGAAACUCCUCAACUGCUCGAUGUGUGACAAAAGCUUUAGACGUAAAGGUGAUCUGACGACACACAUUAGAAUCCAUACGGGAGAGAAACCCUUCAGCUGCUCUGACUGUGGUAAAAGAUUUAACCUAAAAAGUCACCUGACGAGUCAUCUGUUACUUCACACCGGGGAGAAACCUUACAGCUGCACUCACUGUGGCAAAAGAUUUUAUUUAAAAACAAAUCUGACCAGACACUUGUUAGUUCACACGGGAGAGAAACUCUUCAGCUGCCACGAGUGCGGGAAAAGAUUCAGCUACAGAAGUGAUUUGACGAAACACAUGACUGUUCAUUCAGGAGAGAAACCCUUCAGCUGCUUAGAUUGUGGUAAAAGCUUCAGUCGUAAUGAGAGUCUGACUGCACACAUGAGAAUUCACACAGGAGAGAAACCGUUCAGCUGCUCAGAGUGUAGUAAAAGAUUCACCCGAAAAUAUUCUCUUACCCUUCACAUGAGAGUCCACUGAAGAGAGAAAAAAAACGUUGAUUCUGUUGUUGGAUUUUUUUAACUUAUGUUUAAUCAUUUGUAGAUUUGGCUGAGACCUCAUCAAAUGUGGUUUCUCUGCACUGGUCCACUGGGUUUCCCACUGAAUGGCACUUUACCAGUGACUUAACUGACUUUUAUAGAUCUAUGUAUUUGUAUUUAAUAUGCAAAGUUGCACUUAAACCACUGACAGGAGGGACAUACUGAAGAACCUCCGCUCUGAACAAAUGCAGCAGAGUUGUUGUCCAGCGUUACGAGUAGAUGUGAGGAGCAGAAAGCAAAUAAGAAUUUCCUUGUUGAUUUUUAGUGAAUAGCGAUCUCCUAUUAACACAAAAAUACAGUAAAAUGUAAAAAAAAAAAAAAUGGUUGGCAAAAUUCUGGAGCUGUGUGGUUACAAGAAGGUUAAAUUUAGUGCAAAGUCACCUGAACAUAAACGUUGAUUUGCUUUUGUCAACUGAAAAUGACUAAUUUGUAUUUAAAUAAAUGCAGGUCGCCCCACAUAGAGGCCACCAUUUUACUCUGCCAUGUCGCUACAGUAACACCAAAAAGAAUUUUUAAAAAAAUUAGGGUCAAGUAUUUUUGGAUUUAGCUGGUGGCAGCCAAAAAAAUAACACAGUGGCUGUUGUGUGCAAAAUAAUUAGUAUUGACGUCCAUUUUCCAUCCAUUUUCUACCGCUUAUUCCUGUUCCCGGUGUCGCGGGGGGACUGGAGCCUAUCCCAGCAUCAUCAGGUGAAGGCAGGGGACACCCAGGACAAGUCACCAGUUCAUCGCAGGGCUGACAUAUAGAGACAAACAACCAUCCACGCUCACAUCCACACCCACGGGCGGAGUGGCCAAUUAACCUAACCCCACUUCUGCAUGUUUUUGGGAUGUGGGAGGAAACCGGAGUACCCGGAGUAAACCCACGCAGACACAGGGAGAACAUGCAAACUCCACACAGAAACGCCCUGAGCCGGAUUCAAACGCUUUCUUGCUGUGAGACAACAGCGCUAACCACUACACCACUGUGCAGCCCUUAGUACUGAUGUGUGUAAUGGAAAUUAAUGUUUCCGAUGGUUUUGCUUCUUGUCUCUUAAGGCCACUGUUAGCAAAGGAGCACUUAUAUUUAAAAUCUGAUGACCAAAUAUUGACCUAGUCUCUAUUUGUACGUACUGUACCUUUAAGAUUAAACUCAAAUUUCCCUAAAGGUACCAGAGCCCGCUCAACACUGUUAGCAGCUUCAAUGUUUUUCUUUGUGUUCUUCUUUUUUUUUUUCAAACUGUGUAUUUUGUCUUUUUAAAAUAAAGAUUUAUUGAAGACAA
This is a messenger RNA of Xyrichtys novacula (pearly razorfish), 5468 nucleotides long. The record is from the annotation of a GenBank genome assembly. Lineage: Eukaryota; Metazoa; Chordata; Actinopteri; Labriformes; Labridae.